This is a messenger RNA of Enhydra lutris kenyoni (northern sea otter), 4964 nucleotides long. Its product is annotated as LIM domain 7. Bases 610 to 4770 code for a protein of 1386 amino acids. Gene Ontology annotation, biological process: regulation of cell adhesion; regulation of signaling. The record is from RefSeq and is a predicted model, not a curated record. Gene Ontology annotation, molecular function: protein binding. The transcript has 28 exons. NCBI's taxonomy places the organism in Eukaryota, Metazoa, Chordata, Mammalia, Carnivora, Mustelidae.
UGCCUCCUUUUUUGCUGGCUAUAAUUGGACUUUGAAGCCUAGAAGUUCUAUCAUAAAAAUUUGUACCCUUUGUUUGAGAGAGAGCUCGGCUAAGCAAUCACUUUCCACUUCUUUUCACAGGAUAAUAUAAACGUUUUUUUGAAAGCUUGUGAACAGAUUGGAUUGAAAGAAGCCCAGCUUUUCCAUCCUGGGGAUCUCCAGGAUUUAUCAAACCGAGUCACUGUCAGGCAAGAAGAGACUGAUAGGAGAGUGAAAAAUGUUUUGAUAACAUUGUACUGGUUGGGAAGAAAAGCACAAAGUAACCCGUACUAUAAUGGACCCUAUCUUAAUUUGAAAGCAUUUGAGAAUCUUCUAGGACAAGCUCUGACUAAGGCUCUAGAAGACUCCAGCUGCCUGAAAAGGAGCGGCAGGGACAGUGGUUACGGGGAUAUCUGGUGUGCUGAACGUGGAGAAUUUCCUACUUCUCCAGGCAACCAUAAGCGAGAAGAUUCCUUUGAAAGCUUGGACUCCUUGGGGUCUAGGUCAUUCACAAGCUGCUCUUCUGAUAUCACAUUGAGAGGUGGACGUGAGGGUUGUGAAAGUGACACAGAUUCUGAAUUUACAUCCAAAAUGCAGGAUUAUAAUAAAGAUGAUAUGUCCUAUCGAAGGAUUUCAGCCAUUGAACCAAAAUCUGCUUUACCGUUCAAUCGUUUUUUGCCCAAUAAAAGUAGACAGCCAUCCUAUGUGCCGGCGCCACUGAGGAAGAAAAAGCCAGACAAAAAUGAGGAUAACAGAAGAAGUUGGGCCAGCCCGGUGUAUCCAGAAGCAGAUGGAACAUUUCCAAGUAACGAGAGGAGAACUUGGGGCAGAAAUGUGGAGAACUGGCCAAGAGUACAAGAAGCUUCAAAGUCCUCUUGUUACUUGGAAGUGGAAGAAGAAAAGACAAGCUUGCCCAACACCAUCAAGGAUGAUCUUUAUGUGCGAAAGCUAAGUCCAGUCAUGCCAAACCCAGGGAAUGCUUUUGAUCAGUUUCUUCCCAAAUGUUGGAUCCCAGAAGAUGUGAACUGGAAAAGAAUAAAAAGAGAAACUUACAGACCAUGGUAUAAAGAAUUUCAGGGAUUCAGUCAGUUUUUAUUACUUCAGGCACUCCAAACAUACUCUGAUGACAUCUUAUCUUCUGAAACAAAUAUCAAAAUUGAUCCCACUGCUGGCCCAAGGCUCAUAACACGCAGAAAGAAUCUCUCUUCUGCACCGGGGUAUAAAAGAGAUGACCUUGAGAUGUCAACCCUCGAUCCUGACUUAGAGAAUGAUGAUUUCUUUGUCAGAAAGACUGGAGCUUUCCAUGCAAAUCCAUAUGUUCUCCGGGCUUUUGAAGACUUUAGAAGGUUUUCCGAGCAAGAUGAUCCUGUAGAGCGAGAUAUAAUUCUGCAGUGUAGAGAAGGUGAACUUGUACUUCCAGAUCUAGAGAAAGAUGAUAUGAUUGUACGCCGAAUCCCAGCACAGAAAAAAGAGGUGCCUCUGUCAGGGGCCCCAGAUAGAUACCAACCAGUCCCUUUCCCCGAACCCUGGACUCUUCCUCCAGAAAUUCAAGCAAAAUUCCUCUGUGUACUUGAAAGGACGCGCCCACCCAAAGAAAAAAGGAAGAGCUGUAGAGUAUUAGUGCCUUCCUACAGGCAGAAGAAAGAUGACAUGUUGACUCGCAAGAUCCAGUCUUGGCAGCUGGGGACGACUGUGCCUCCUGUCAGUUUCACCCCUGGUCCCUGCAGUGAGGCAGACCUCCGGAAGUGGGAGGCCAUCCGGGAGGCCAGCAGACUUAGGCACAGGAAACGGCUGAUGGUCGAGAGACUCUUUCAAAAGAUUUAUGGUGAGAAUGGGAGUAAGUCCAUGAGUGAUGUCAGCGCGGAGGAUGUUCAGAACUUGCGUCAGCUGCGUUAUGAGGAGAUGCAGAAAAUAAAAUCACAAUUAAAAGAACAGGAUCAGAAGUGGCAAGAUGACCUUGCAAAAUGGAAAGAUCGUCGAAAAAGCUACACUUCAGAUCUGCAGAAGAAAAAGGAAGAGAGGGAAGAAAUCGAAAAGCAGGCACUCGAGAAGUCUGAGAGAAGCUCUAAGGUGUUUAAGGAAAUGCUACAGGACAGGGAAUCCCGAAAUCAAACGUCCAUAGUUACCUUGAGGAGGAGGUUGCAUUCUUCUGAUGACAUAUUGUAUGAAGAGAUGCUUUCCCCUACACUGACCAUGUCAGAAGCAAGUUACCAGAGUGAGAGAGUAGAAGAGAAGGGAACAGCAUAUUCUACAGAAAUUCCUAAACAAGAUUCCACGACUUUUGCAAAAAGAGAAGAUGCUGCGGCCGCUGGCGUUCACCUUCCUUCUAAAAGCCCCAUCAAAGAACAACUCCCAGACUCUUUGUCCUCUCAGCCUUCACUGACGACACAAAGAGAGUCGACUCGAGUUUCAGCCUCUCUCCCCAGAAGUUACCAGAAAACUGAUACAGCCAGGUUAACAUCUGUGGUCACACCGAGACCUUUUGGCUCUCAGGCAAGGGGAAUCUCAUCACUCCCGAGAUCCUACACGAUGGAUGACUCUUGGAAGUAUAACGGAAAUGUAGAAGAUGCUAAGAGAACUCAGAACAGCCUGGUCAGCACCUCUGUACAGAGACCUGACCUAAGCCAGCUCGUUUCCAGCAAGUCCAGCGAGAGAGAGAGAGCCGAGGUGGGAGAAGGUGUGACGGGGCCGCCGUCCCCUACACCCUCCUUCUCAUCCCUUUCCCAGGACCAGGCUGACACUUCCAGAGCCACACUGUCUUCCACAUCUGGCCCCGAUUUAACGUCUGAGUUUGGAGAAGGGGGAAGCUCACCACAAAUGGAGGACUCAAGAUCGCAGGAUCAGUUCAGUGAUAUGAGAAUCAGCAUAAACCAGAUGCCCCGGAGCGGUCUUGACUUUGGGUUUACAGUAAAAUGGGCAUUGUCUGGGAUCUUCGUUGCAUCAGUCGAAGCAGGUAGCCCAGCAGAAUUUUCCCAGCUACAGGUAGAUGAUGAAAUUAUUGCUAUUAACAACACCAAGUUUUCAUAUAAGGAUACAAAAGAGUGGGAGGCAACCAUGGCUAGUGCUAAAGAAACUGGAAAGCUAGUAAUGGAUAUCAGGCGCCAUGGAAAGUCUGGUUCACCCGAAACAAAGUGGAUUGAUACAACUUCUGGAAUUUACAACUCAGACAAAUCUUCAAGUCUGUCAAUAACAACUGAUUUCUCAGAAAGCCUCCAGCAUUCUAGUACUGAAUCCAAGGAAAUGAAUGGAAUUCGUGAUGAAACUACUACUUUUGAAUCAAAAGCAUCUGAACCUAUUUCUUUGAAAAACUUAAAAAGGCGAUCACAAUUUUUUGAACAAGGAAGCUCGGAUUCUGUAGUUCCUGAUCUUCCGGUUCCGACCCUCAGUGCCCCGAGCCGCUGGGCGUGGGAUCAGGAGGAGGAGCGGAAGCGGCAGGAGAGGUGGCAGAAGGAGCAGGACCGCCUGCUGCAGGAAAAAUAUCAACGUGAGCAGGAGAAACUCAGGGAAGAGUGGCAAAGGGCUAAGCAGGAAGCUGAGAGAGAGAAUUACAAGUACUUGAAUGAGGAGCGGAUGGUCCUGAGCUCAAACAGCAUUUCUCUGCCCACGCGGGAGCCCACCGCGGCCGCCUGGGAAGCCUCCUGGGGUGAGGGGUCCAAGUCGUCCGAUCAGGAAGGAAGCCGAGCAGGGGAAGAGGAGACGAGAGAGCCGCCCAAGGACGACGCAGAGGAGGACCAAAGGAAGAAGCUGCAGGAGCACCUGGCUCUUGAGGAAGAGACGAAACUGAGGGAGCAACAGUGUCAGCAAGAGCAGGAGCAGAAGCGGCGGCAGGAGGCGGCCCAGGAGCAGACCCGCCCGGCAGAGAGAGAGAGGGAGACUUCAGUCAAGAUAUACCAGUACAGAAGACCUGUUGAUUCCUAUGACAUACCAAAGAGAGAGGAAAAAUCUUCAGGGUUGCUUCCUAGUGACAGGAACAAAUCCAGAUCCACAACUGAGCUGGAUGAUUACCCUACAAAUAAAAAUGGAGGCAAUAAAUAUUUAGACCAAAUUGGGAGCACUAGCUCAUCACAGAGGAGUUCCAAGAAGGAACAAGUCCCAUCGGAAGCAGAAUUAGAGAGACAACAAAUCCUUCAAGAAAUGAGGAAGAGAACAUCUCUUCUCAAUGACAGCAGCUGGAUCCGACAGCGCAGUUCCAGCGUAAAUAAAGAGCCCAUUUGUCUACCUGGGAUUAUGAGAAGAGGUGAAUCUCUAGAUAACCUGGAUUCCCCAAGAUCCAAUUCUUGGAAACCAUCCCCUUGGCUCAAUCAGUCUUCAGGAGUCCAUGCUUCUUCCUCCAUUCAAGACUUCAGUCGCCCCCCGCCUCAGCUGGUGUCCACCUCAAACCGGGCCUACAUGCGCAAUCCAUCCUCCAGCAUCCCCCCUCCUUCAGCGGGGUCUGUGAAGACCACUACUGCGCCUUCCCCCACACCACGCAGCCAUUCUCCUUCAGCAUUGCAGCCGAGCUCCCAGCUACGCAAUAGGUCAGUCAGUGGGAAGCGCGUGUGCUCCUACUGUAAUAACAUUCUGGGCAAAGGAGCUGCCAUGAUGAUCGAGUCCCUGGGUCUUUGUUAUCAUUUGCAUUGUUUUAAGUGUGUGGCCUGUUCGUGUGACCUCGGAGGCUCCUCUUCAGGAGCUGAAGUCCGAAUCAGAAACCACCAGCUCUACUGCAACGACUGCUAUCUCAGAUUCAAAUCUGGACGGCCAACCGCCAUGUGAUGUAAGCCUCCAUACGAAAGCACUGUUGCAGAUAGAAGAAGAGGUGUUUGCUGCUGAUGUAGAUCUAUAAAUAUGUGUUGUAUGUCUUUUUUGCUCUUUUUUUAAAAAAGGAUAACACUUUUUUUUAAAAUUUUUUGCCUCUUUAGAUUACAUCAGAGCAUUAUAGUCUUGGUAGCACCUGUAUUUUUGUUGUU